Magallana angulata is the source of this 1774-nucleotide messenger RNA. RefSeq names its product galectin-4-like. Bases 201 to 878 code for a protein of 225 amino acids. The record is from RefSeq and is a predicted model, not a curated record. Gene Ontology annotation, molecular function: carbohydrate binding. The transcript is spliced from 4 exons. Lineage: Eukaryota; Metazoa; Mollusca; Bivalvia; Ostreida; Ostreidae.
ACAAUGGCAGACAAUGCCAGCUAUACGUACUUAAAUAUUUCACAGUGUAAAUAUUUAAUUCUGUCACCCUUUGAAUCUUUAAUAGAGAUAGCCGCUAUUCAGAACACAAGUGACGAUACAUAAGUUAAAUAAAUCUCAGUGGAUACGUUUUAAGAUAUCAUAGAUGACAGUUGAAAAUGACCCGUGUGAUAAGGUGAAACAUGAGAAAGCAGAGAGCUCAGUAUUUGGAUGGACCAGAAGUACAAGACUUUGACGACAGCGACGACCUGCCGGAAAGAUGGCAGACCGAGGAGGACCUUUCUUCGGAAGUGCCCACGGAUGACGGGUACCCGGAUGUUUCAUAUCCACUAUCCCCGGUUCCCUUGGAUUCGGCGUAUGGAUACCCGGCGUCUGGAUUCAAGCUGCACUACCAGCGACCCCCCAGACGUCCAGAUGAGAAGAGUCACUCCUCUCACAUAUACAAUCCGGCAAUGCCGUUGUCAGCAACGAUCCCCGGUGGAGCGGAAAUAGGAAGACGGAUCUCUAUAGAGGGCGUGGCAGGUCAGCAAAAGUUCUCUGUGCAGCUGACCGACUCGUACCAGGUUGACGUGGGCCUGUUCCUUAGUCCUGUCAUACACUGGGGCGCGGACUCCGGUACUGUUGUACUGAACAUCCGCUGCUCUGGUUCCUGGGGGCGCGAAAUUAGAGAAAAAGACAACUUCCCAUUCGAAGCUGAUGAAAAGUUCACUAUUGAAAUCAUAUUUCGGGAGGAUCAAUAUGAAAUUGUAGUCAAUAACCACCAGACGUACGAGUUCCCUCACCGUCUCCUCCCAACAGAGAAGUUUCAAACAUUAGUUGUAGAAGGUGACGUCAGACUUUGUCACGUGAAGUUCUUAUAAGAGAGAUUACCUUGAAAAUGGACGUGGAUUAUCUACAGCUGAUUUUCUGAUGUUCGGGUGUGCCACUUCAGGAUAUCAACUUGUAGGCACACUGAAAAGAAAGAUUGUUGAAGAAUUCAAGGCGUCCUUUGUCAUCAUCAGUCUAACGAAGACCUAUUUUUGUAACUCAUUACCUCGUACAUAUAGCUGCAUUUAUAUGAUAGACUUCGACCAAUCCAAUGUGAACUUAAAAUAUUUGUAUGACAUAUGUAUAGAUUUUACUUCAGAAUUCAUAACCUGCGUUAUAUUAUUUGCAUUUAGUUACCAAUAGGGCAAUCUCUCUUUAUUUUUAACAAUUGCAUGAUUAUUCAAUAAAAUGAAUGCUAUCGAACAACAUCUUGAAAAAGAGAAUGAGAAAUACAUACGUGUUGUAAAAUUUUUCGUAAUAUAGGAUAAUAGGUAAAGAAAAUACAACCACACGCAAGCACAAAUUACAACUGUAAACUUUUGAGUUGCUCCUAUUGAGGGAGUAUUCACAAUAUUUUGAAUUCAAUUUCGUUUCAUAGGUUCAAAUUUUGUUUAGAGACAUAAUAUUGGAUUCGAACCUAGUCUAAAACAUACAUGUGGUACUUCCUCAAAUAAUGUGACCAGAAAUAUAGGCUUAUAUAGUUGAACAAUGCAAAGUUAAGAGGGUUUUAAAUUAAAGUUAAAAUCUAUGCUUAUUGAUUUAAAAAUCAAUAAUCUAUCCGUAUUUAUAUACAUUUAUACCAGUAUAUAUAUGAGUUGUUGUUUUAGUAUACAUGAAUAAUUUAGAAUUAGAGCAUCUUUUUAAUUAUUGAGUUACAAGUUACUCUUCUUUUUAAAAUUCUUCAUACUUUAGUUAAACUUCUUUUACGAGUACUAAUUUUAAUUAAACA